AUGAUGAUUGAGGUGGUUUGCAAUGACCGUCUGGGGAAGAAAGUCCGUGUCAAAUGUAACACAGAUGACACCAUCGGGGACUUGAAAAAGCUGAUAGCGGCCCAAACUGGCACCUGGUGGACGAAGAUAGUCCUGAAAAAGUGGUACACGAUUUUUAAGGACCGUGUGUCUCUGGGAGAUUAUGAAAUCCAUGAUGGGAUGAACCUGGAGCUUUAUUACCAGUAG
Messenger RNA from Alexandromys fortis (reed vole), 225 nucleotides. RefSeq names its product ubiquitin-like protein 5. Bases 1 to 225 code for a protein of 74 amino acids. The transcript has a single exon. Gene Ontology annotation, biological process: protein modification process; mRNA splicing, via spliceosome. Gene Ontology annotation, cellular component: cytoplasm; nucleus. Lineage: Eukaryota; Metazoa; Chordata; Mammalia; Rodentia; Cricetidae. The record is from RefSeq and is a predicted model, not a curated record. Gene Ontology annotation, molecular function: protein tag activity.